Molecule: messenger RNA, 927 nt
Organism: Ostrea edulis (European flat oyster)
Lineage: Eukaryota; Metazoa; Mollusca; Bivalvia; Ostreida; Ostreidae
Product: ergosterol biosynthetic protein 28 homolog
Exons: 4
Coding region: 232-684 (150 amino acids)
Cellular component (GO): membrane; endoplasmic reticulum
Molecular function (GO): protein-macromolecule adaptor activity
Source: RefSeq, a predicted model, not a curated record
UGCAUCACAUGGCAAUUUUAAACACUUCGAUAAAACAUACGGAUGACUAUGAGCAAAUAUCGUAAAUUUACAAAAUAUUAUCUAUGUGGUUUGUUUCAUUUUUGUCAUUUGCUUAAAGAGUAAAAAAUACAACACCUUUAUACCAAUAUAAACUUGAAUUGAAAAAUAAAAUUUUACGACAAACAGAGUUAGGAAAAGGGGCGUUAACUACGUCUGUUGAUAAUGUAAACGAUGAACGCCAAGGUUGACUUCACGUACCUUGUUCGUGUUUGGAUAACAGUUGUCUCAGUUGUAAACGUUGGAGAUUCCCUUCAGUGCUUUAUUGACAAUUCUCUGUUACCAAGGCGAAUAUAUACAUUAACGCCAGAUUAUGGUAAUCCUGCAUUUGGAAGGAUUUACGGUAUAUUUCUCUUUCUUCUAGCAGCUCUGAGACUUUCUUGUGCAAUUGACAUUCAUAAUAAAAGCCUUUACAACUUGACCUUCCUGUCAUUUGCUUUAACAUUUGGAAACACAUUCCUAGAGACUGUCCUAUACAAGACAGCAGAUGUGAACUUCACCGUCCUAUUGAAUCUCACCUUGUCUGGUAUUUCCAUUCCAUCCUUAUUGUUGGGAUUUAAAUUUGUGAGUGAAGAACCAGCACCAGAUUUAGAGUCAGAUAAAUUUUUAAAGAAGAAACAAUCUUAAUUACAUUAUUAAAAUUUAAUUAUUUUGUACAUGUGUCUUUUAGUAUACAUUAUUUAUGUUAUGUUUACCUGAUGUGCUUAAAACAUCAUGUGCAGAGUUGCAUACUUGAAGAAUACUCCUUAGUAGAUAUUGUUUACAACUUCUUGAUUGUUUCAACUUCCAGGAGGUAAGUUAAAAAAAUGUAUUUGUAUAUCAUUUAACUCUAAUUUCAGGUUUUAAAAUCAAUAAAUCCAUGGAAGAUUU